AUGGUGUGGAGGGAGGUGACCGAGAGAGAAUUUUAUACUCUCCAGGGUUUGGUGCACUGUUCUGAGUUCUACACUGAAUUUAAUUGUCACAUUCACAGUUGAUUGAGUAUCUUUGCGUGUCUAGUAUCCUGUGCUGUGUGUGUCUCUUGGAGCACGAAGGAAAAGAUGGAAGAAAUGAAUAAUCCUCAGCAUCCUUCAUCGGGAAGUGGGCAACCACAUCAGCAUCCGGUAAAUCACACAAGACCGUUUUUCUAUGUACAACCACCUUCUCAACCCUAUUUUUUAUACCAAUGGCACAUGAACAAUCCUUUUGGUCAAUAUGGCUUCCAUGGAUCAGGCUUCCCGUUUGGGCGUCCCUAUCUGCCUCCUUAUCCAUACAUGCAGUAUCCAGGAUAUGUUGUCCCACAGGCACCAAUGCAGCCAAUGGACUACAGGAGAAUGUUUAACCCUCACUUUCCUUCCACUGGGGCCUAUGAUGUAAGGUUUCGCUACCACCAAACGCGCAUGAGGAGGGAAACUGCCACCUCGGAGGUUCAGACUGAUCCUAGUGAAGCUGUGAAUAAACUUAUCGAAAGUCUGGGCAAAAUGGGGGCUUGCCAUCCUGCUAGUGAAAAGGAGCUGGAUUCUGGGAUAGCCUCCCAGAACUCUGGGACAUUUGUGCCGGGGGAUGAGCAGAAACAAGUGGCACAGAACGAGGGAAAGGAACCUCAGCCGCAGAGGAGCGUCCCCAAAAAAGUGAGAUCGGGAGACAAGCCCUUGUCUUCGCCAGUGAAAGUGUUCAGUGAACCCGCCGCCGCCGCCGCUGCUGCUGCUGCGUAUGAUGUGGAGUCUAACCAAAGGAGGCUGGAAGACUUGGCUCGCCAGGAAGGUUGGUCAGUCAGUUCCUGUGAGGGUGUGCUACCACUGGAUAGCUCCUCAGUUCACGAAGAAAAUGUGGGGCCGAAAGCGCAAUGCUCAGAUGAAUCUGAGCCCCAGGUCAACGUGGCCUUCCCGGAGAAAUUCACUGAUGGCUCAGGCAGCAGAAACCGGGAAAACCAAGGUACUCGAUGUGGCAGAAACAAAUCUGACAAAUUGACCGGGCUGGAUCCUCAGCCGGGAGCUGUGCAGGGCUGUGAUGUGGCUUCAAAACAAGGUGGUGACACCACUUGGCCUCUGGCUGAGCCGUUGCCAUCGAACCUUCCCCCUUCCAACUGGUUGGCUCACGAGGGUGCUGAACAAGCUCAUGAAGUGGUCACCAAGAUGGCCUCCCCAGCUGACAAAAAGAAGAGUGUGGAAAGGCAAGUCCCUGGUAGCGAGGAUCUGCAGUACAAUAACUCAAAACAGUCUUGCGGUGCACCUGCUCCAUCGGAAGAGCUGCAGAAAGAUAAUCCUCUUUGGUACAUAGAUUCAGCGGCCUCAUUUAUUCCCCCUUCAAGUUAUCUGUCUACAUUUGGGAAUUCCUACUAUUAUAGCUACUAUCCACAGAUUGCCCAGGAGCGGCAGAGUGUUCUUAGUCCUUCUUUGGAUGAGCUUUCCUCCAGGGAUGAAAUGUUCUCGACUGAUUUGGAAGAUAUUGAUUUAAUGCCUGGCCAUGUGUAUGCAGGGGGGAGACUGGGUCACGUGGCAAAUGAGGUGCAAGAACGUCUUGGGGAAGAGAUUCAAAACAGUUUAUUACAUGAAGAAGAGUGCCCGGUGUGUCCAAAAAUGAAAACCUGUGCAACCUGUGGCUCAAGUUUAUCCAAAGAAACAAAAAAAUCCAAAGUCUCUGCAUCGGGAAACACGGAAUACACGGAGACGGAGGACACGUACGAAGAGCUCGUCGAAGAGGAGAAAGGUGAGGUGUCGAAAAAGGGCAGAGAGUUGAGAAAAGCUGCAAGUAUGAAAAAGCCCCCUCACCCGAAGAGACCAUCCCAGCCUUGCAGUGCUGCUAGACCGCUCCCCAAGCAAAAAUCCAGAAAAGGCUGUUGCGGUGAUAACGAGGACUCUACUUGUCAUGAGCAUCAAGGGAAAGAAUAUCCUGAGGAGAGUGAGUGUUGUGAGGAGCACAAGACUGCGUCCAAAGCCGAAAAACAUAAAGGUCAGGAAACGAAGAAUGUCCACCUUAAACGCCAAACGGAGAAGCCUUGGAGAGAAGGCACAGUGACAUCUGAUCAGGAGAGUUGGGAGAGUUAUGGCGCCAAACCAAGAUCAAAGCAAUGGAAACCAUAUCCUUCACGAGGACGAGAUCAAGAGAGACCUCCACGUAAAAGGGCUUCAUACAAGGCAUUUGUGUACCAGAAGCCCAGGAGAAAUGAUUGUGAUGACAAUGAAGAUGGAGAUCUUCCAAGGGUCCAAAGAGGCAGAGGCUCCACCAAGAGAAGAGGCACAAGAUACUGAAAAUCGGGCACUGCAUACUUAAACACUGUUCCACAUAACCUAAAAUGUACACAAAGCACGUAUAAUAAAAUUAAUGAACACGUUUUUGCUUUAGAACGAAUUUAAAGGCAGCAGAGAACAGCUUGCUGCAAGAGCUGCGUUUGCACUGCUCACUGAAACCAUGUUGGAGUAGUCCUUCAACCCAAUUCUUGCUCGACACCAUUCUCCCUGAGCAUGGCCUUAACAAUUGCCGCUCCUCAAGGAACCAACUUGGUUCUGGAACUAAACCAAUUCAAUUCUACCCCAGCUCCUCAAGGGACAAACCCUUUGAUCUUAAGACUUGGCAUGCAUUCAUCUUCCCUUCUUAGGCUUCAAAGUCAAUGUUUCUGCAAUUGUAAGGCAGUGCACUCAUGGAGAGUGGUUUCCAGAAUGAGGUUUUGGGCAGUGGAAACGCAGCUCAUUGCAUUGGAGAGAGAAAGUAAAGAACAAUGAACCUUGUUAGUCUGUUGGACUGGCAAGUGUGAAGUGUCUUGUUCAUGACUUUUUAUUAUAGUGCAGAUAUUUUAAACAUUGCAAUGUAAUGUUGACAUAUGGAAUCAUGUACUGCACAGUGUUGUUGUGUCAUUAAAUCUUUGCAUUGCACUUUAAAUCUA
Messenger RNA from Lepisosteus oculatus (spotted gar), 2987 nucleotides. RefSeq names its product bucky ball (gene buc). The record is from RefSeq and is a predicted model, not a curated record. NCBI's taxonomy places the organism in Eukaryota, Metazoa, Chordata, Actinopteri, Semionotiformes, Lepisosteidae.